Racocetra persica is the source of this 484-nucleotide messenger RNA. NCBI's taxonomy places the organism in Eukaryota, Fungi, Glomeromycota, Glomeromycetes, Diversisporales, Gigasporaceae. The record is from the annotation of a GenBank genome assembly.
GAAAGAAAAGAUCUUUAUAAAGAUAUUAUAUUAAAAGAGAUUAAAAAAUACAUCCCGGUGACUAUAGAACCGUGGAUUAUUAUAUCGCUUGUUGAAUUCAUCAUAGGUGAUGAAUACAAAUACUUUUUUGAGUAUAACACCCAAAUGUUGGAAUAUAAUAUUAGUUCCUAUCAAUAUAAAAUGGUCAAAUGGUUGGCGAACGCGCUCAUCAAUCAUAAAGAUGAUUACAUGGUCCUAAGACUUAUUCCACAAUCUCGGAAAGACGAAUUGAAGUUUAGUCUAUACAAAGAGAUCGUAACUAAUAUUAGUAGCAAUACAAUACGAAGAAUAGUUUUUGAUAGAAUGGUGGAUGAAGGCUUUGAAAAUGAUGUGAAUAUUACUUUAGAAUUUCUUUCAAAGACCAACUUAUUUGAAACCUACGCAUCUUCUUGUUUUGACGGGCGUGGGAAGUUAUUACUAAAAGCUUUUGCUAAAGUGAUCAAAG